CGGCUGGUGUGUAACAACGUGUUUUCAGAAUUGACAUUAAAUCCACUAAAAGAUGUCUCAUUCAGUGACGAUUAGAACGCAAACAGUGACAAGCGGCUCGUCCACGAUCGUUCUCAAUACCGGUUACUUGAAAACUUGGAGCGGUAUUUUGAAGCUGCUACAAUUGGCACUGGGUAUUGUUUGCGUAGGAAUAGCUGGUCAUGAAUUCAGUAACAAUUUAAUUUAUCGAAAUACCGCAGAGCUUUUCUUUCUUCUUAUAACGACUGCGUUUAUGAUUGGCACUUUCAUUCUUCUUUUAAGUUGCCUGACAUCUUUUUCUACUGCAUCUAUUAUAUCUAAAACUCUUUAUGAACUUCUUUAUCAUUCCAUUGCAUUUGGAUUGGUACUUGCGGCUUCAUUGACACUCAUGGUGCACAUCAAUAACUAUAAACGUUACAAUGAUUAUGAAGUGUUAUUAGGUGCCUCCAUUUGCGGCCUGGUAAACGCAGGUUUAUAUCUCUUCAGCACAAUCAUCGCUCUUCGUACUUAUAGAGGGAUUUAAAUGGAAGAAUCAAAUUAUACGGUUGUUACUAAAAAAAUAACAGAUUUUUCAUAUACACAAAUUGCAAGCACAACAACAUUUUAUAAGCAAAACAUAUUUUAAUAGCCGUGUAAAGAUCAAUUUU
Cyphomyrmex costatus is the source of this 665-nucleotide messenger RNA. RefSeq lists its product as uncharacterized. NCBI's taxonomy places the organism in Eukaryota, Metazoa, Arthropoda, Insecta, Hymenoptera, Formicidae. The coding region runs from base 53 to 541 and encodes 162 amino acids. The transcript has 5 exons. The record is from RefSeq and is a predicted model, not a curated record. Gene Ontology annotation, cellular component: membrane.